Onychomys torridus (southern grasshopper mouse) is the source of this 2911-nucleotide messenger RNA. RefSeq names its product zinc finger protein 14-like. The coding region runs from base 57 to 2252 and encodes 731 amino acids. Gene Ontology annotation, biological process: regulation of transcription by RNA polymerase II. The record is from RefSeq and is a predicted model, not a curated record. NCBI's taxonomy places the organism in Eukaryota, Metazoa, Chordata, Mammalia, Rodentia, Cricetidae. Gene Ontology annotation, molecular function: RNA polymerase II transcription regulatory region sequence-specific DNA binding; DNA-binding transcription factor activity, RNA polymerase II-specific. Gene Ontology annotation, cellular component: nucleus. The transcript has 5 exons.
GUUCUGCCGAGUGCAGGCAUCUUUGGGAGGACAACUAGACACAUCAGAAGCAGGGAAUGGUCCAUAGGAAGGACACCCUGAUCCAUCAGGAGCAGGAGAUGGAGCCAGUGAUCUUUGAGGAUGUGGCUGUGAAGUUCACCUCAGGCGAGUGGGCUUUGUUGGAUUCCAAUCAAAAGAAGCUCUACAGAGAUGUGAUGAAGGAGACAUUUUUGAACCUGACCUUCAUAGAGAAAACACUAGAAGAAAAUAUUGAAGAGGACUACAAAGAUCUCUGCAGAAAUCUGGGAACUCAGGUGGUUGACAAAGACUGUGGAUAUGAGUGUGAUAGUCAGUGUGAUGAAAACCAGGAACCAAUUUCAGAAAAUAUUGUUAAUAAAGACAUACCUUCUGCAAUAAGAGUUUGUGAAAGCCAAGCGAAUGUAAGAAACGUCAUUGGUCAUUCAUCCUCACAUGUGUGUCCAAGAGUCCAAACUAGAGUGAAACAGCCUGAGUACAUGGAAGCUGUGGCAAGGGCUUUCAAACAUGAGAAACAUUGGAAAGAUCUCAUUCAUUCUGAGUCACUUCAGAUACGUGAAACUUCUACAGAGAAAUCCCAUAAAAAUCAACAAUAUAAUGAAGCCUGUGGGAGUCUCACUUUUGACAAGCCUCAGGAGAGAACUCAAACCAAAGAUAAGUUCCAUGUGGGAGUCUUAAAGAGAUACAAAUAUGUCCGGAAAGAUGAAGGAGUCAAACCGCUAGUGUGUGAGCAUUGCCAAGAAGCUUUCAUUGAUUCCAGUGACCUCAUCAACCACCAAAAAAGUCAUACUGGACACAAAAUCUACAUUUGUAAGCUAUGUGGGAAAACAUUUCAAUAUGCUUCCUGUUUUGAGAAACAUAAAGUAAGUCACAAAGGAGAGAAGCUUUAUGCAUGUAAGUAUUGUGGGAAAGGCUUCACCCGCUCCUAUGGUCGUAACAUUCAUGAAAGUAUUCACACUGGAGAGAAGCUUUAUACCUGUAAGCAUUGUGGGAAAAAUUUCACCAGUCCCACUUAUUUUAAAAUUCACGAAAGAAUUCACACUGGAGAAAAACCUUACACAUGUAAAUAUUGUGAUAAACCCUUUGCCAUUUUGAGUUCUCGCAAUGCUCAUGAAAGAGUUCACACUGCUGGGAAGGCUUAUGUGUGCAGGCACUGUGGAAAAGCCUUCACCAGUUCUAGCUGGCGAAACGUUCAUGAAAAGGGUCACACUGGCGAGAAGCCUUAUGCAUGUAAGCACUGUGGAAAAACCUUCUUUGGAUCUAGUUCUCGUAACUGUCAUGAAAGAAUUCACACUGGGGAGAAAUCCUUUGUGUGUAAAACAUGUGGGAAAAUGUUCCUUCUCUCUCAUCAUCUUAUGAGCCAUGAGAGAAUUCACACAGGAGAAAAACCAUAUGCGUGUAAGCUUUGUGGAAAAACCUUCACCAGUUCCAGGUGGCGUAAGACUCAUGAAAGAAGUCACAGUGUAAAGAAGCCUCGUUCUGCAUGUAAGCAUUGUAGAAAGGCUUUCACCAGUUCAAAGCUCUGUGCUACUCAUGCGAGAACUCACACUGGAGAGAAGCUUUAUGCUUGUAAGCUUUGUGGGAAAACCUUCACCAGGUCCACUCACUGUAGCACUCAUGAGAGAACUCACACUGGAGAGAAGCCUUAUACGUGUAAGCACUGUGGAAAAGCCUUCCCUAGUUCUUAUAAUCGUAACAUUCAUGAAAGAUCUCACACUGGAGAGAAGCCUUAUGCCUGUAAGCAAUGUGGGAAAACUUUCACCAGUUCCACUCGCCGUAAUAUUCAUGAAAGACUUCACAGUAGAGAGAAGCUUUAUGCAUGCAAGCAUUGUGGGAAAACCUUCACCAAUCCCACUCGCCGUAACACUCAUGAAAGAACUCACACUGGAGAGAAGCCUUAUGCCUGUAAACAAUGUGGGAAAACCUUCACCAGGUCUACUUACCGUAACAUUCAUGAAAGAAUUCACAGUGGAGAGAAGCUUCAUGUAUGUAAGCAUUGUGGGAAAACCUUUGUCACUUCCACUACCUGUAAAAUUCAUGAAAGAACUCACACUGGAGAGAAGCCAUAUGCAUGUAAGCAUUGUGGCAAGACCUUUACCAUUUUGAGUUCACUUAAUACUCACAAAAGAAUUCACACUGGAGAGAAGCCUUAUGCAUGCAGGCAUUGUGGAAAAUUCUUCGCCCGCUCCAGUUAUCGUAAUAUUCAUGAAAGAGGUCAUACUAGAGAGAAGCCUUAAGCAUGUAAGCAUUGUGGAAAUACCUUUGUCAAUUUCAGUUGGUGUAAUACUCCUGAAAGAAGAUCGGAGAGAAAGCCUUUGUGUGUGUGGCAACUGUUCAGUCUGAUGAUCUUACAUUCAUGAAAGAAUUCAUACUGGAGAGAAGCCUUAUGCGUGCAAGCAUUGUGGAAAGGCCUUCAGCUGCAUUUGUCCUAAGAAUCAUGAAAGCUGUCACACUAAAAAAUAGUAUAAUACAUGUAAACAUUGGGGCAAAGCCUUUACAAAUCCCACUUGCCAUAGGAGUCAUGAAAAUAUUCACACUGGAGAAAAACCAUUUAAAACUCGGGAAACUGUUUCUUUGCUCUCAUUUUAUCAAGCACAAAAGAUCUCACAAUGGGGAGGAACAUUAUUAAUGUCACCAUUAUGGGAAGCCUUUAGUGCUUCCAGUUUCUGUAGCAUAUAUGGGGCAGCUUACACUGGGGAGAAGCCUUGUGAAUGUAAUCAUCUAACAAAAGCUUUCACCAGUUCCAUUUGCUGUAACAUUCAUAAAGAAUUCACCCUGGAGCGAAACUGUACAUGUGUAACCCUGUGGAAAAGCCUUUAGCAGUAAGUUUCUACUGUAGUCAUGAAAGAGUUUCCCAAUGGUGAAAAACUUUAUAAUAAAUGUGGGAAAUAAUUCA